AUGAAGAGCGCUCCCAAGCACAACGUCGAGCACUACAUUGAGACUAAUGGAGCUCCCGUGCAUGCACGCCCACGCCCGCUCCCGCCACACCGGUACCUCGCGGUCAAAAAGGAAUUUGAUCACAUGAUAGAGCAACAGUUGUGUCGUCCUAGCAAGAGUCCCUGGGCAAGUCCACUUCACGUUGUGCCUAAGAAAAAUGGCGACAUACGAGUGUGCGGAGAUUAUAGACGGUUAAACUGUGUCACAAAACCAGAUCGUUACCCCGUUCCUCGACUAAGAGAUUUUACCUACCAACUUCACGGUAUGAAUAUUUUUAGUACGAUCGACUUAAACCGGGCGUAUCAACAGAUUCCUAUGCACAAAAAUCAUAUCGACAAAACCGCUAUAAUCACGCCAUUCGGUCUUUUUGAGUUUCCGAUGAUGAGAGAAGGUUUAAAAAAUGCUGGACAGACAUUUCAAAGAUUUAUUCAUCAAGUUCUUGCUGGUUUAGAUUAUGUUUUCCCAUUCAUCGAUGAUAUCAUCAUUGCAUCUAAGGACGCGGAAACCCACGAAAAUCACCUCCGGACAGUCCUCCAACGACUGAACGAAUACGGUGUCACAAUCAAUCCCUCAAAAUGCGUGCUGGGUCAAGAAUCUGUCAAGUUCCUCGGCUACACUGUAACACCGCAUGGAAUUAAACCACCAGAAGAUAAAAUUCAAACUAUUAACAGUUACCCUAAACCUGAAAAUAUCGAACAACUACGAAGGUUUCUUGGAAUGGUCAACUUUUAUCACGACAGCAUUCCCAACGCAGCACAAAUUCAAACACCAUUAAAUGUAUUUUUGCACAACUGCAAGAAACGCGAUAAAACAGUCAUACAGUGGAACCCUGAAGCGGAUGAGGCAUUUGAAGCAUAUCUACAGCUGGCGCAUGACAAGAAGACCGACCGUAUGCGCUCAUGGUACCUCUACGAGCAGUACAGAGCGCUGACGCAGCAUCAGCUUGAUGCGGCACAGAGGCUGCGGAACCGCUCGGUUCAAGAACAGCUACUGCAUCAGGAGCUCACGGAGCGGCGCGCUCGGCGUAGUCCUUUUUGUCAGAUCAGCAUGCAUCUCAGCGACCCGAAUCAAGACUGCAUCAGCCAAGCCACCUACCUCAGCAACACCAACGACGAUUUUUACGAGAGCUUCUCUGAUCUCCACGACUUUGAAGGCAACAACAGCUUGGGCAGCCAUCAUGGCACCGAUAAUAACUCCAUGGAGGAUAAGAAUCUAGAAGAUUUCCAAGAAGAUACCAGCUGCGCGGAUAGUGUUUCCAGCGUGGUUGAUGCUACGGAUAGGUCCUCGAAACAUCCUAUUGCUGAAAAAAUAAAACUGAAUCUACAGACUGUUAAAGACAACAUGGCAAGCCUCGAGAAAUACGCCCAGAUGACUGACGGAGAGCACAACUCGGAGACGAGCGUAGACUCUCUGGGUUGGCGAAACGUUCUUCGGAAGGACGUUAGAAACAAUCAAUUAUUUUAUAUGUGGACCCGCCUGGUUGCGUUCGCAUACCAUAUUAUACAACUUAAUCAUGGAAACUGCUACUACGACUACAGCUCCCAGCUGCUCACCGCCGUUCUGGCGUGCGACGCGCUGCGCCGCGGCGUCAACCGCAUGUGUGAUAUUUUGCAGUAUUACGUCUCACCCGUGAAAUAUGCGAGUGAUUCUGAAGACAGUUCCAAUAUGUGCAGGAAAAAACGUAAAAAAAAGAAGUCUCAUGGGUUGAAAAAACUACGAAAAUCGUCUAAAUAUAAGAUAAAUUCAAGUUCGCAAAAAAAAGUCACGAGGCGCUUCGAAGAUGACCACCAUGCGGAACAUUCGAGUGGCUCCUGGCAACACUACAGGAAAUACUCGGUCGUACACACAAUGGAGCAAAACAGGAAACACCGACAACCGAGGAGACGAGAGUGGCGAAAAGCUAAUCGCAGUACCAUCCGUCGGAGCCACCAGACCCUCUGGCCCUCAGAGCUGGAAACGACCGACUCCACAACCUUCGAAGGCAGAAGUCCCGAUAACCCCAUGGUCUUGCUCGUGCGAUAUUUGGAUGAUGUCAUCAAAACUGACGCCCGGGAGUCUGAGUAACGUUUUUUUUCUUUUUUGGUUUGG
Molecule: messenger RNA, 2127 nt
Organism: Cydia fagiglandana
Lineage: Eukaryota; Metazoa; Arthropoda; Insecta; Lepidoptera; Tortricidae
Exons: 8
Coding region: 1-2103 (700 amino acids)
Source: RefSeq, a predicted model, not a curated record